Molecule: messenger RNA, 1229 nt
Organism: Lucilia sericata (common green bottle fly)
Lineage: Eukaryota; Metazoa; Arthropoda; Insecta; Diptera; Calliphoridae
Product: GSK3-beta interaction protein
Exons: 1
Coding region: 208-756 (182 amino acids)
Biological process (GO): regulation of canonical Wnt signaling pathway
Cellular component (GO): cytoplasm
Molecular function (GO): kinase regulator activity; protein kinase A binding
Source: RefSeq, a predicted model, not a curated record
CUCACAUCUUGUUGAAAACACCUUGACGUCUGCAUUAACAGGUUUUCUUCACCCGAGCAGUGGCAGCAAAUUUCUUGUUAAUUAAUUUUUUCGUGUUUGCUUACAAGUUGCAACAUCUGUGUAUAGUUCCUUUAAUUAAACCCAAACUUAAAAUUGGACAUAAACCAAAUAAACAAAGAAAUACUUUCCGAUAUAUUGUAUAAAACUAUGAACUCUGAAACGACAGCUACCCCAACACCCGCAGCUGCAGAGAACAUUAACGCCCCCUCCAACACCUGCCCCAGCACUUCUAACACACAACAAGAUGACAGUGAUAACGGUGAGCAAAUCAUAAAUUGGGUAGAAGAGGCUACAGCUAUAAUUAAGGAUGUUAGGACACAUGUAGCAGAGAUAGAUAUUUCGAAAACAUUGCCCAGUAAUGAAUCACACAUAUACCUUAAUAUACGAACGUUUGAAGGAGCCGCUUACUGUGUACAUGUGUCCAGUUUAGGGUUUCGUAUUGUUUCCGAGCUCUAUGACACUAUCGAUAGCGAUAAAGCAGAAAUCGAUGAAGAGGAGGAAGUUUUCGAAACACCUUAUGCUUUAUUAGAUAAAAUAAGUCCACGUUAUGUAGAAUCAUUUGGCAAUCAAUUGUGUAAACAACUAUUGCAAUUACAACAAAUGAGAACUGAAUUUAAUGAGGAAGAUGAAGAAGGUUUAGAGGAGGAGGAGGAGGAGGAAGAGCAGCAAGAGAAUAACACCAAAACUUUAGUGUAACAUUAUGACAAUAAGCAAAAGGAGUACUACAUAUAAAAACGACCAAACCCUCUUGGACAACUUUCUCUAGCAAAUAAACCAAACCAAAAGAGAGCUCCACACUCAGUGGAAUUUGUAGUCGAUUUUCAACAAUAUGAAUGACCUCGUUAUAUAUUAAUAAUAGGGGUCAUUUGUUUGUUAAAAAAAAGUAAGAGGAAAGUGGCUACUGAAUAUAUAAAUGUGUGUUUAUUUGUAGUUUUUUAUUUAGAAUUGAUAAGUUAUGUAUGUAUUGUAAUAUUUUUUUUCUAAUUUAAUUAAUAAUUUAAAUUCAAUGCAACAGCAGCAGCAAUAGUGUUUGUAAUGGCGUAAAAAUAUUUAUGCUGAUUAACAUUAUUGGGAUCACUUAACUUGUUGAGAGAGAUUAUAUAUUGUGUUUUCUGCAUUUUUAGACUUUUAAGCGUUUCAAAAAUAAAGAUUGUGAUUGCAGUUCCAAA